Molecule: messenger RNA, 1296 nt
Organism: Penicillium macrosclerotiorum
Lineage: Eukaryota; Fungi; Ascomycota; Eurotiomycetes; Eurotiales; Aspergillaceae
Exons: 2
Coding region: 1-1296 (431 amino acids)
Biological process (GO): spliceosomal complex disassembly
Cellular component (GO): spliceosomal complex
Source: RefSeq, a predicted model, not a curated record
AUGGCAGAUUCAGGUAUUGAUCAGUAUGCCGUGCUAGGCAUUUCACGUCAUGCAUCCACCAAGGAAAUCAAUAUAGCUUGGAAAAAAUUUGCCCUCAGAUACCACCCGGACAAGUGCGGCGACACCAACGAUCAUUCUCUUGAAGAGUUUCGCAAAGGACAAGAAGCAAUCGAGAUCCUACGUGACCCCGAGCUGCGCCAAAAUCUCGAUAAAAACCUCUCGGAGCAGGAUCAGGCCAAUAAGAGUCAACACUCAAAAUGGAGUCACCGUGGCUAUCGUCAAUUUCGAAAGAAUCAGUCAUUGUAUUCUGAUGACGACUGGGGCAACUGGAAGGGAUUUGACGCCUGGAGAGAAAAUGAAAACCGCCGCUGGAGUACCCGUAACCUCUACAAACAGGAUUUGGGAACCGAUUGCUAUGACGACCAGAUGGAGUCAUCCUCUCACAAUUCGCAGAAGGGGUAUGACAAUUUUUCGGAAGAAACAAGUCAGUUGGAAAAUAGGUACCCCGAUUAUGAUUCAGAAGGGCAGCGGGCCCGAGCAGAGAUUCGCAGGGAAGGAAUGAAAGCUCGAGUGAUGCGUGACGAGGAAGAGAUGAAGUAUGAGGACGAGAAUGAAAUUGAUCAAAAUUUGGAGUUUUCUCAUAACGACGAGGCUAACGAGAUUGAUCAAUCCACUGAGUACGAGAGCGUGACGACCUGUUUCCAUGGCGGUAUCGAUUAUAUCUGCCAUUCUUUCGAUGCAUUUGCAUCACCACACGGCGAUAGUACCGUCGACUCAGGUGGGCUUGACCUCGAGACUCAGACCGACGGUGGGAAAUCGGUAUACUUCGACUGUAAUGAAACACAGCAGUCUGUUUCAAAUGAUGGCAGGGGCUUUUCCAACUGCACAAGCAUUGAACCUUUUACCUCGGAGAUUGAAGACACUGAUGACAAAUCGUAUCAUCGUCGAAUCAAGGAUAUACUUCACUUUUUCAUCCCGUACUUCGAUGCCAAGCUGAACGACCCUUGUGGACGCUAUACAUCCGAUGACAUGUUCAAGGAAAUCAGUGGUAUUUAUAUCGAGUCUUUCUACGGGUGGAUGGAAAACCUUCGUCUGUCAAUUCCGGGAGCAAGGCCGGUGACUCCUCCAGAAUCACCUUCCCUCUGUCUGCAUCUGGGAUACUGGUUGAAAGGAUUCGGAUACCCCGAGUGCGAGAAGUGUCACUGCUGGGCACCACUGUACAUUCUGACUUGUCCUGGUUGUGGAGCUGGGGCAUGUGUACAGUGCAGGUUUUCGAAUGAUGGUCGCAAUGGAUAG